Spathaspora passalidarum NRRL Y-27907 is the source of this 2825-nucleotide messenger RNA. RefSeq lists its product as uncharacterized. Gene Ontology annotation, biological process: transport. Gene Ontology annotation, molecular function: transporter activity. The record is from RefSeq and is a predicted model, not a curated record. The transcript has a single exon. Lineage: Eukaryota; Fungi; Ascomycota; Pichiomycetes; Serinales; Debaryomycetaceae. Bases 66 to 1676 code for a protein of 536 amino acids.
AAUCAAAACAACACAAUUUUUGCCAUCAUUGGACUGAGUGUACACACGAAUCCAUAUCAUUAGUAAUGCUAGAAGAUGACACUGGUGGUGGCGGGAGUACUCCUGGAAACAUUCUUCCCAAUUGGAUUAUCAUAGUCUCCUUCUACUGCUCAAUAAUAUCUGCCAUGAUUGUUAUACUAAGUAUCGUACUUCACCUUGUCAACUACAGGAAACCGUUUCAACAAAGAUUAAUGAUCCGGAUUCAAUUGAUUGUCCCGUUGUUUGCAUUCUCUUGCUACUCAAUGUUGAUCAACCAACUGUCAGUAUUUAACAAAUAUGUUCUUGAACCUAUACGAGAAGUGUAUGAGGCAUUCGUUAUUUACACAUUUUUCUCCCUUUUAACAGAGUUGUUGGGAGGUGAAAGAAAUAUCAUUAUCAUGACCAGUGGUAGAAGUCCUGUAAGGCAUCCUGGUGUUAUAUUGGGAAAUUGUUUGCCGCCAAUGGAUAUUUCGGAUUCCCAUACUUUUUUGGCUAUCAAACGAGGCAUACUACAAUAUGUUUGGUUGAAACCGAUAAUAAUUAUCACAACAUUCUUAACGCAGUUGCUUGGAUGGUAUAACGUAAACGAUUUAAGUUUUAAAUCUAUUUACUUUUGGUUAACGUUGAUAUAUAAUAUGAGUGUCACAUUGUCUUUAUAUUGCUUGGCUAUGUUUUGGAAAAUCUUGUGGAAUGAUUUAAAACCGUAUAAACCAGUGGGGAAGUUUCUUUGUGUUAAAUUAAUUAUCUUUGCCUCGUAUUGGCAAGGUGUGAUAUUGGCUAUUUUAAAUUUCUUUCAAGUGUUGGGAGAUACAACUAACGAAGGUGAUAUCAGUAUUGGUGUUUGUAUUCAGAAUGCUUUACUUUGUGUUGAAUUAAUUGGAUUCGCUUGGGGCCAUUGGGUUUCGUUUACUUAUAAACCAUUUACUAUAAGUGAAUUGCCUUAUGGAAGAUAUCAACUAAAGUAUUCACUUAAAGAUUGUUUUGGAUUCCGUGACUUAAUAAAUGAUUUCAAAUUGACAUACUAUGGCGAUUACUAUAAGAAUUAUAAACAGUUUGAUUCAGUUGAUGCUAUGGUUGCCCAUCCUGAUUCUAAAGGAAGAAUGAGUAGAAUUCACCAAGGAUUGAGGUACCAUUACGAUGGGAAACAUAAACACUGGUUGCCUGAUAAUACCAAUACUUUGACUGUUUCAUCUCCAAUAAUUCAAAGUACUUCUGAGAUUCAUGCUUUGGAUAAUAGUUCGUUAUACUCAAAUAAUACUUCCAUGAGAGCAAUUUAUCCAUCAUCACCAAAACAAUCACCACCAAAUUCACCGGUAUCGGCUGUUAAAACAAUGCCACCAGAACAAACAAUUGAAGAAAUUAUCGCCAAUGAUCCAGACCUUUCUGUAGUUGAUUAUUCACAAGAAUCUUUUAAUCAAGAUGAAGAAAUAUACCAAAUGGCAAUAAAGCAGGUUGGGAAUUAUAAAUUAGAUCAAGUGGGGAUUAAGAAGAUGUUGAAUUAUCCUAUAGUGGACGAGGUAAUUGAUAGUCAUGUUUAUGGAUAUAAAGUUAAAAAGCUAAGACAAAGACAAAGGCUAAGAGAUCAACAUCGAAGGGGAGAGAGAACGGAAAUUCAAGGUGGAAGUAAUGAAAGCUACCGGUAUGGUAGUAUUGUAUAAUAUUAUUUAUGUGUAUAUACAGGCUAUGUACAAGAAAUUUAAUCUUCGAUCUUAAACAGAUACAAUGCAUCAAGAUCUUCUUCGGAUUUUGUAGUUUGUUUCUGUUCUUUCUGUUUGGAUUUGGUAUCUUUCAGUUUUGUCUUUUUGGCGGCCACUUUCUCUCCACGAUCAUCUUCUUCUGGCUCCAUAGGUUGCUUUUUCUUUUGAGCGGUUAGUCUAUAAGCACAUUUGGUCUCAAUAUCACCUUCAACAGUCCAAGUGCAUGGCAAUUCAUCCAAAACCAGUUCAAUGGUUUGUUUCACUAGCUCUCGUUUUUUUAAUUCAAGAUUAUAAUCAUCUUCGUUUCUAUGCAUAUGAGAAACAUGACUGCUAUCAGUAUCAAAUCCUCUAUUACUAUUAGUUUGAAAUCUAACUUGUAGAUUCUCUCCCUUCGACAAUCGCUUUAAAAUUUCGUUCUUUUUUUGAUUCAACAAGUCACUUGUGUUAAUACUCCAUUUGCAACUAAUUACUUUUUCGGCACUACGUUUCAGUAAUGCCUUUUCACGACUCUGUAUAGCGUACGCAGUUUUCUUAGAUCCCAUAGCUAAUAGCUCUUGCUCUUUAAUUUUGGCAAGUUUGUCCGAAUAAACUUUUGUCAUUUCAUGAACCUUGCAUAAUUUAACUAAGGGGUAAUUAUCAUCUAAUUCAACACAUGUGAUGCCCUGCUUCGUUAAAUCCAUAGAGUUUACUAUAUCAGCAAGAUGAAGAACCUCGAUGGAAUUCGUUUCCGGGUUAAGAUAUUGUACUUUAAAAUCGGGGGAAAUUUCUUGAACUCGUAAAACUAUUGAUCUUAUGGCAUUUUGACAAGAUUCUGUGCCCAGAUGAAUGAAAAACUUACGAGGUCUGUUGUUAUCACGAUUUGACCUCUUAUUGUCCGAUUUGUUCCACCUUUCCUGUCUCCGUGGUAUUUCUUGAGACUCAGAAUGUGUUCUGAAUCUAUUGAACUUUUCAAACUGUGAUUUUCCAGCAGAUUGUCUUGGUUUAUGGGAGUUGUCAUCAUGAUUGAAAUCUUUGAAUAAGUUAAAACAUAUUGUGGAAUUCUUAUAUGUUCGUUUAAUUAUAUUAUAUGUACUUUGACGAACUAACAUCUUUUGCCUGAUUUGAUGUAGU